CGUCCUUGCUCACUCCCCGCGCCACGCCCGCUUCAUCCCCGCUACCCAUUCUAACCCAGCAUGAACACGAUAUCGAAUAUGGCGCAGCUUGACUUGCUCGCCGCAGACGUCCCCGACCCGACCGACUUUCCCCCUUCCGAUAUCGCCCCCGGCCUCCGCCUCCUCGACGAGGCCCUGCGAUGUAGCGUCUGUCAUGAGCUCUACGACGCGCCUGUGACGCUCAAUUGUGGACAUUGCUUUUGUUCGUUGUGUGUGCGAAACUGCCUUAAGGACAAGGAAGAGUGUCCAAGCUGUCGGAAGCAAGCAUCGGACACGCAGCUGAGGAAGAACGUCGCGCUUGAGAGUGCGGUGAAGGCCUGGGCUGCCGCGAGGGAGUUUACACUGCGCCUUGCCAAGCAAGAAGUUCAGCGUCUUUCAAAAAACGCGCUGGAAGAGAUCCACCCACGAAAGCGAAGGAGGUCUGCUCGGACCUCGGGAGGCAGCUCGUCGGAUGAGGUUGAGAUUGUGGAAGGGCCCUCGACCCUUGCGAUUCAGAGGAGACAACCCGUUCCGAACAUGAAGAAGCAGCGUUCAAACAAAUCACCUCGCAUACCAGACACGCCCUCCACCCCGCCAACGCCCGGCUCCUCCGACGACCUGAUAGACUGCCCCGUGUGCCAGCAACGCGUGCCCUUCCAGAUCAUCAACCAGCACAUCGACAGCAGCUGCAAGCUCACCGACGCGCCUCCUCCCUCUCCGCGCAAGCCCAAGGGCAAGGCGAAGCAGGAGUGGUCCAAGAUCCUUGGCGGCGCCGCGGCGCUGGGCCGUCGUCCCAACAAAGAGAGGGAUAAGGAGCGCGUCAAGUCCCCGGCGGCCCAACAUGACGACGAGCCAGAGUACCUCCCGACAGUCUCGUACCACACACUCAAGGACAGACGCGUUCAAGAGCUAUUGAACGAACAUGGUCUCCCUACGACGGGUGACCGGCACGCAUGGGUCCGCCGACACCAAAAGUGGGUCACGCUCUACAACGCGAACCUCGACCGUACGCCCAGCGACCGGCACAUGCCCGACCAGCUGCGGCGCGAGCUGCAGAAGUGGGAGGCCUCGGAGGGCGCUGCCAGUGGUGGCGGAUCCGCAGGCCUCGGGAAGAAGAAGGCAGGGGAGGUGACAGACGUCGUGGCGUAUCAGACGGCGCACAAGGCGGAGUUCGCGAAGCUGGUUGAGGCAGCGCGGCCGAAGCGCAGCCCACAGGCGAGCCAGACUCACAACGGGCGGACGGAGGAUGCCAAGAAUGGUACGGGGCAGCGUGAGCAGAGUAAUGGGGACGUGAGUACGCAAGCUCAAGGGGUGGCAGAUCGGUUAGCGGCCGGCUGACAAUGGUAGGGUGAACUACAUCCUCCCCACAAGUCUGGUUAUUUUACGGUUGCCCAGUGGUCUCCUUGUUGUAUGAGUGCUAUAACUUUGCCUUCGCUCAAAGACGUGGACACUCGGCUCAAUGUCCACGAUGAGUGCUGUCUCAUUCAAC
Rhodofomes roseus is the source of this 1507-nucleotide messenger RNA. RefSeq lists its product as uncharacterized. The coding region runs from base 61 to 1356 and encodes 431 amino acids. Lineage: Eukaryota; Fungi; Basidiomycota; Agaricomycetes; Polyporales; Fomitopsidaceae. Gene Ontology annotation, biological process: protein monoubiquitination; DNA damage tolerance. Gene Ontology annotation, molecular function: ubiquitin protein ligase activity; single-stranded DNA binding. The transcript has 8 exons. The record is from RefSeq and is a predicted model, not a curated record. Gene Ontology annotation, cellular component: nucleus; Rad6-Rad18 complex.